CUUUGCUGUAGACUCAAGAUACACAGCCUCAAUUCACCUUCAUCAAUUGACAAACAUUCACAAUCAUGGCCCCAACAGACGCAGAGAUCAAGGCCACAAUCAAGGCAGUUGUAGACGACUUCAGAGGAUGGGACCUCGCACCAAUAAUGCACUAUCCCAGUGAAGAAGGCCUCGAAUUCGAAGACAUCUACUUCCCCUCUGACGACGGUGUUCCUCUAGAAGGCUGGUUCAUCCCCUGCAAAAGCUCCAACAAGAUCAUCAUCGCCAACCAUCCCCACUGGUUCAACCGCGCCGGGAUCCCUUCGCAUCUGGAACCUUGGAAUCAACUCAUGCCCGGGAAUGACUUUGAAGUCAAUUUCAUUCCUGAUUACAAGAUUCUUCACGAUGCGGGGUAUAAUGUCCUUGCGUAUGAUUUGAGGAAUCAUGGGCUCAGUGGAGGUGGGAAUCAGGGACUCUUUGGCUUCUUUGAGUGGCGCGAUGUUCUUGGAUCGUUGAAGUAUGUUCGUGGACGGGAGGAUACGAAGGAUAUGACUAUUGGAUUGUUUAGUCGUUGCGCUGGUGCAAACGCAACACUUUCAGCGAUGAGACAUCGUCCUGAAGCCUUCAGGGGCGUACGAUGCAUGGUUGCACCCCAGCCUAUAUCAGCCGGCUCCUCCAUCGCAGUGAUGCUUGAGAAAAUGGGCGCUCCAGCAUCAUACAUGGAAGAAGCUGAUCGACAGUUCUUCAUGAAGACGAGUUUUCAUAUAAGUCAAUUGUCGCCGCCGACUGAUGCGAAGCAUGUCAAUGUGCCGACGUUUUUGUAUCAGGUUCGGGAUGAUCCUUGUACGAUGCCGAAGGAUGUUCAAUCUGUUUAUGAUAAUAUUCCUAUCGAGGAUAAGAAGUUGAAGUGGAUUGAGGGGACAGAGAAGAGGUGGGAUGGAUAUACGUAUUUUCAGAGGGAGCCUGAUCAGUUCUUGGAGUGGUUUGCAAAGUUCAUGAACUAGAUAC
This is a messenger RNA of Fusarium redolens, 987 nucleotides long. RefSeq names its product Alpha/Beta hydrolase protein. Bases 66 to 983 code for a protein of 305 amino acids. Lineage: Eukaryota; Fungi; Ascomycota; Sordariomycetes; Hypocreales; Nectriaceae. The record is from RefSeq and is a predicted model, not a curated record. The transcript has a single exon.